UUGUCAUUGUCAUAGAAUACCCGCGAAACGAAGAUCGAAUCGAACCAGCCAGAUAGAACCGUCUUUUAUUCCUACUUGAAGCUUUUCUUCAAGAAAACACAGAUUUCCUUCAAAUAAAUCUUUUUUUUACUUUGUGUAGGUAACACAAUGAAUGGUAAACCCGAAACUCAGACUGAACAUGAGGAAUACCAAUAUUUACAUCUUGUGAAGAAGAUCAUAGAUACUGGUGACAAAAGAGUUGACCGCACAGGUGUUGGUACUCUUUCUAUUUUUGGAGCUAUGCAAAGAUAUUCUCUAAAGAAUAAUACUUUGCCACUACUUACGACAAAAAGAGUAUUCACAAAAGGAGUAAUUUAUGAGCUUCUUUGGAUGCUCUCUGGGUCAACUGACACUAAGGCUCUUGCUGAAAAGGGAGUACAUAUUUGGGAUGCCAAUGGAUCUCGAAGUUUCCUUAAUAAUCUGGGAUUCACAGACAGAGAAGAAGGUGAUCUUGGCCCUGUCUAUGGUUUUCAAUGGAGACAUAGUGGUGCUAAAUAUGUUGAUGCUAAAUCAGAUUACACUGGACAAGGAAUUGAUCAAAUUCAAAAGGUUAUUGACACAAUUAAAAAUAAUCCAGCAGAUCGAAGAAUGUUGGUAUGUGCAUGGAACCCUUCUGAUUUAGGCAAGAUGGCACUACCUCCUUGCCAUUGCCUGGCACAGUUCCAUGUGGCCAAUGGCAGAUUAAAUUGCCUACUUUACCAAAGGAGUGCCGACAUGGGACUGGGUGUUCCCUUCAAUAUAGCCAGUUAUGCUAUGCUUACUCACAUGAUUGCACAUGUGACAGGUUUAGAGGCUGGUGAAUUUGUGCACACAACAGGUGAUACUCAUGUUUACAUGAACCACAUUAUCCCUCUCACUGAGCAGUUGAAGAGGGAGCCCAGAUCUUUCCCCACUUUGAUGUUUGCUCGCAAAGUUGAAUCUAUUGACGAUUUUAAAUUCGAAGAUUUUAUCAUUGAGGGCUACAAACCACACCCAAAAAUUGAAAUGGCAAUGGCUGUUUAAAUGCAUUUAGGUUUAACAAAUUGUGGUAAACAUAUUGGUUAUAAACUAAAUAUUAUAUUAAUUUACUUCUAAAUAUUUUUUUAAGCAUUAAUAUUUUAAAUAGAAAUUAAUGUAAGUGAAACUUACGUAUGUCAUAAAAGAUAAAUAAAUGGUAUUAAAACUA
Messenger RNA from Plodia interpunctella (Indianmeal moth), 1204 nucleotides. It is a transcript of the gene Tyms, whose product is annotated as Thymidylate synthase. The record is from RefSeq and is a predicted model, not a curated record. Gene Ontology annotation, cellular component: mitochondrion; cytosol. Gene Ontology annotation, molecular function: thymidylate synthase activity. Bases 148 to 1041 code for a protein of 297 amino acids. The transcript has 5 exons. Gene Ontology annotation, biological process: dTMP biosynthetic process. NCBI's taxonomy places the organism in Eukaryota, Metazoa, Arthropoda, Insecta, Lepidoptera, Pyralidae.